UUAGCAAAAUCCUAUAUACUUUACAUUAGAUGUAUACAAAAGUUUUUGGAUUCCCCUUAACAUGUAGACCGUCUUGUAAACAAUUUCUUUAUAACAUUAAAUCAUAAAUUAUAAAUCACAAACCCAAUGUUGAAUCAUUCAAUAAAAUUGUUUCCAAAUCACAACAAAAAAAAAAUGACUAAUUAUUACCCCUUAGGUUCCUCUAUAAAAUCCAACGAACCAAACACCUCAUCCAUCUAAACCAAUUAUAAUCACCCUCACUUCUAAUUUAGUAAACAACCCCGCAAAACAAGAUCAUAAUACAAAAUCAAAAACAAUUUGAUUAAUUAUUAUAUAAUAAUCAAUUUAAAACCUUAAUAAUCCACCCUUACCUUCUUCCACGUGCUUGGUUGCAUGUCCCUAAAAUUCACCCUUUCCAAAAACACUCACAAAUCCCACUUCCACGUGUCACCUCCUCCUCCCUCCCACCUUUCCUUAUUAACCCUACUAUUCACCACCUCUUUUUGCAUGAUCUUUUCUAUUUCUAUCAAAUAAUCAAAAACACAACAUAACAAUAUAACAUAACAUCCUUUAAAAAUGUCUUCCACCACCCGACCCCACCGCACCAUCCAACUCACCACCACACCACCACCGCACACCACCCUCCUCCGCCGCAUCCAAGACUCCUCCCCUAACUCAUCCCAACUCAUCGGCUUCCUCACACUCGCCAUCGUAGGCGGGAUACUUCUUCUCCUGACUGGCUUCACUAUCACCGCUAUUGUCCUAGGCUUUAUUGUUUUUGCACCCAUUAUUGUCCUCACUAGCCCCUUUUGGCUACCUAUCUUUGUCCUCGUCUUCGUACCCCUCGUUGGGUUCCUCUCCCUUUGCGGGUUUGGUGUUGCAGCCGUUGCGGUUCUAUCAUGGGUAUACCGGUACUCCCGGGGCCUCCACCCACCCGGUUCAGACCGGUUUGAUUACGCUAGGAACCGGAUUGCGACUACGGCUCGAGAGGUUAAGGAUUAUGCUAAGGAGUACGGUGGUUAUCUUCAUAGUAAGGUUAAGGAUGCUGCUCCUGGUGCUUAAAUGAACUAUAACCCGGUUUUGAUCGGGUUUUUUUUCGAAUAACGGAUCAAAAUAACCAUGCAAUUUAAUUAAAUUGAAUUAACUCGAGUUAUUAGCUUACUUAAAUGAACCGUACAAUAAUUUGUUUUUUUUUUUUUUUUUUUUUUUUUUUUUUUUUUUUUUGGUUUUUUGUUUGUUGUAUUUUCAUUUUUAUAAAUUUUGUUCCAUCUAUUUAGCUAUAGCUAGUUCCUUGAUUUAAUGUUGCUCGGUUUUGAAUUUUUGAUGUAUACAUAAAAAUGCAUUUGUAAUUUUGUUUGUUAAAUGCUGAAUAUUACACAUGCUUAUGUUACAAAGGAUUAUUAAAUGUCUAAAUCCCUGCAAUCUAGCAAUAAGUCUAAGGCGGGUGUACGUAUGUUAAAACGGUUAUGGGUAAAACUUUUAAAAAACUUUUAAUUUGUUGUUGGUUUGAUUUUAUUUUAAGGUGCGUGAAAUUUCUUGUAGGUGUAAUUUCUUGUAGAUUCAUGAUUACAUACUAUAACGGAUAAUGGUUAACAUGAUUAAUCUAAUAUAUUAUAAGUUUUUGUAAGAUAAAAUUUAUUAUUAAAAAAAUAAGAACUUAUGUAGUAUAAAGGAUUAUUAAAGGG
This is a messenger RNA of Chenopodium quinoa (quinoa), 1685 nucleotides long. Its product is annotated as oleosin 1-like. The transcript has a single exon. Gene Ontology annotation, biological process: lipid storage. The record is from RefSeq and is a predicted model, not a curated record. Bases 577 to 1062 code for a protein of 161 amino acids. Gene Ontology annotation, cellular component: monolayer-surrounded lipid storage body; membrane. NCBI's taxonomy places the organism in Eukaryota, Viridiplantae, Streptophyta, Magnoliopsida, Caryophyllales, Amaranthaceae.